AUGCGCACUCUUUCUACCAUCGCUCUCUCCCUUCUUGCCGUUCAGGCUGCUGAUGCCGCAUCGGCUGGAUGCGGCAAGGCUCCUCCAAGUUCAGGCGUCAAGACCGUCACAGUCAACGGAAGACAACGUCAAUACAUCCUGCAACUGCCCAACAACUAUGACCGCAAUAAGCCUCACCGCGUGGUCUUUGGUUUCCACUGGUUGGGCGGCUCCAUGAAUGACGUUGCCAACAACAACUUCUAUGACCUGCGGUCUCGUGGCGCCUCUAACACUAUUUUUGUUGCACCAAACGGCCUGGAUGCUGGCUGGGCCAACACUGGCGGCCAGGACAUUGCCUUUGUCGAUCAGAUCGUCGCCUCCCUCAAGAAUGACCUUUGCGUUGAUGAAGGACAGUUCUUUGCGACCGGUUUCAGCUAUGGUGGUGCCAUGAGCCACAGUGUGGCAUGCUCGCGGCCAAACGUCUUCAAGAGCGUGUCAGUCAUCGCGGGUGCUCUUCUCUCUGGUUGCGACGGAGGAAACACGCCGGUCGCGUACAUGGGCAUUCAUGGCGCGGCAGAUAACGUCCUCCCGAUUGCAAUGGGUCGUCAGCUGCGUGACAAGUGGCUCCAGACCAACGGCUGCCAGAACAAGAACGCUCCGGAGCCGUCUGCCGGCCAGCAAACUCACAUCAAGACCGUGUAUGAGUGCUCUCGUGCGCCAGUGGUUUGGAUUGCUACCGGCAACGGCCAUGUCGGUGAUCCUACUGGCACCGGUGGCGUCAAGUUUGCUCCUGGAGAGACCUGGGAUUUCUGGAACUCGGUCGCUGGUUUGCCGGGCGAGGGUGGUAGCAAUCCUAAUCCUACUCCGACUACGAUCGUCACGUCGGUUAUCCCUACUCCGACCAGUGUAAUUGUGCAGCCGACGCAGCCUCCUGCAAACUGCUCGCCUCGUUGGGGACAAUGUGGUGGUCAGGGCUGGCAGGGUCCGACAUGCUGCGAGGCCGGCACUACCUGCCAGUCCUUCAACCCCUGGUACUCGCAGUGCCUACUCGAGACAAUGCUCAAAGUGUUCAAGGCGACUGAGAUAAACUCGACAUAUGCUUCCACAAUGGGCUCCUCUCAAAGCGAGUAUAUUGGGCCCGCCAAGUUUGGGCGCGAGCUCAGGGAACAGCACUUCCUUUUUGAUCCCUCAUAUCGCAAUCUCAAUCAUGGUUCCUUUGGCACGAUCCCACGUGAGAUUCAGGCCAAGCUGCGCUCAUACCAGGAUGCUGCCGAAGCCAGGCCUGACCGCUUCAUCCGCUACGAUUAUCCCAAUCUACUGGACGAGUCCCGUGCAGCUGUUGCGAAACUCCUGGGGGUUCCAACCGAUACGGUUGUCCUUGUCUCCAAUGCGACGGUUGGCGUCAACACCGUUCUUCGGUCAUUGCCUUGGUCUCAGGACAAGACAGAUGAUAUUCUAUAUUUUGAAACCAUUUAUGGGGGCUGCGCCAAGACUGUCGAUUACGUUGUUGAGGACCGGCGCGGCCUCAUCACUUCUCGCUGCAUCCCCAUUCAGUAUCCGUGCAGCGAUGCUGUUCUGGUUGAGGCCUUUCGAUCUGCCGUAGCUGCGUCCCGGGCUGCGGGGAGAACUCCUCGAGUGUGUCUGAUGGACGUAGUCUCGUCCUUGCCUGGUGUUCGGGUGCCCUUUGAGCAACUCGUCGAAGCUUGCCGAGAGGAAGGGGUGCUCUCACUCGUCGAUGGCGCACAGGGGAUCGGCAUGGUUGAUCUGUCGCAUCUUGGAAAGGUUGACCCAGAUUUUUUCGUCAGCAACUGUCACAAGUGGCUACAUGUGCCCCGCGGUUGUGCCGUGUUUUAUGUGCCGCUGCGCAACCAACACUUGAUCCGCUCGUCUGUGCCAACAUCUCAUGGAUUCGUGCCCUUGCCGGUUCCUGGAGAGAAGCCCAGGUUCAACCCACUACCGCCGUCAAAGAAGUCUGCAUUUGUCAACAUGUUUGAGUUUAUUGGCACUCUGGACAAUUCGCCUUACCUAUGCAUAAAGGACUCGAUCCAAUGGCGCAAGGAGGUGCUUGGAGGAGAGGAGAGGAUCAUUCCCGCGUUGACAGAGCUCGCUCGGGCCGGAGGAAAGACGGUUGCUAAAAUUCUAGGCACCAAGGUGCUGGAUAAUGAGGAGCAGACCAUGACUCGUUGUGCUAUGGUGAAUGUGGCGUUGCCACUUGCAGUGCAACCGGCGGAAGGCAGAGAGCUGGACGCUGAUUUGUCUGGACUGCCACUGAUUCCCAAGGAAGACAUUGGUGUUGUGACCAACUGGAUGCUCGAAAAGCUCGUAUACGAGUACAACACAUUUGUGGCGCUUUUUGUUUAUUCUGGUCAAUGGUGGGCACGGUUGAGUGCGCAGGUGUACUUGGGUAUGGAGGACUUUGACUGGGUAGGCCGCACGUUGAGGGAAGUCUGUGAUCGAGUCGCUAAGGGCGAGUACAAAAAAAACGUAGACGAGGCUUUUGCGGCAAUGGUCGUCCUCAAAAUAUAUUGUGGGGCAGUCCCGGCUCGAGGAGGUUUCCCAGCUCUUGCGGUCCCUCCUCCCCCGGCCCCGGCUGACUUCGUCGACAAGGAGGAGCUUGAGCGCUUUGCCUAG
Molecule: messenger RNA, 2610 nt
Organism: Thermochaetoides thermophila DSM 1495
Lineage: Eukaryota; Fungi; Ascomycota; Sordariomycetes; Sordariales; Chaetomiaceae
Product: putative pyridoxal phosphate binding protein
Exons: 6
Coding region: 1-2610 (869 amino acids)
Biological process (GO): carbohydrate metabolic process
Cellular component (GO): extracellular region
Molecular function (GO): cellulose binding
Source: RefSeq, a predicted model, not a curated record